Molecule: messenger RNA, 2391 nt
Organism: Acytostelium subglobosum LB1
Lineage: Eukaryota; Evosea; Eumycetozoa; Acytosteliales; Acytosteliaceae
Exons: 2
Coding region: 1-2391 (796 amino acids)
Source: RefSeq, a predicted model, not a curated record
AUGUCCGGUGUCCUUUUGGACUCCCAAGGAAAUCUAUUGAGAUCUUUCACUACGGAUGCCACCAAGAGACACAAUGGCUUCCGAUUGGAAUACAUCGAAGCUGGAGACUACUGCCUCAAGAUUUCAGACCCCAACAAUAUCUAUUCAAACUCUCAAGUUGGCAUCGACAACAAAUUCAACUCUAGCUCCACGUAUUGUUUCAAGGUGGACGACACCACCACAGACUCAUUCCAUCAGUUUCCCGUGGUGUCAGCCGGAUUUGUUGCAUCCAAUAUACCUCCUACCUACACCAUACGUGGAUAUUCAUGGAUUGACACCAAUAACGACGGUGUGUCCAACCCUGGCGAGCCAUGGUUGGACGGAAUGAAGGGCGUUCUGACUGACAUCAAUGGCAAAGUUCUCCAGAACUUCACCACUGAUGCCUCCAAGGCAUAUGAUGGGUUUAGAUUUGACAAAAUGCCUGCUGGAGGAUAUUGUCUCAAGAUUACCGACCCUAAGGGAAACUACUUCACUGGACCAAUUGGAACCGACAACAAGUUCAACUCAACUGGCCAAUACUGUUUCUCUCUUGACUCGACCACGGUUGACGCCAGUGGUAUUCUCAAUAUUCCUUCCGGAUUCACUCCCAAACCACCUCCCAAGUACACCAUUCGUGGAUACUCUUGGAUUGACUCCAACUCAAACGGAGAUGACAAUCCUGGCGAGCCAUGGUUGGGUGGAAUGAAUGGCGAGUUGACCGACAGCAAUGGCAACCUGCUCCAGAGCUUCAUCACAGACGCCGCCAAAUGGAAAGAUGGCUUCAGAUUCGACAACAUGACUCAAGGUGGAUACUGUCUCAGGAUUACCGACCCACAACGAAACUUUUCUACCGGUCCUAUUGGAAAUGACAACAAGUUCAAUUCAAACGGCCAAUACUGUUUCUCACUUGACUCAACCACCGUUGACUCCAAUGGUACUCUCACUAUUGCCGCUGGAUUCAUCAAAGUGCCCAAGUACACCAUUCGCGGAUACUCAUGGAUUGACACCAGUAAGGAUGGAGUGUCAAAUGCUGGAGAGCCAUGGUUGGGUGGAAUGAAGGGCGAGUUGACCGACAUCAAUGGCAAGGUGCUCCAGAACUUCACUACCGAUGCCUCCAAAGGGUUUGAUGGUUUCCGUUGCGAGAACUUGAUCCAAGGAAGAUAUUGUCUCAAGAUUACCGAUCCACAGGGUAACUACGCCACGGGACCAAUUGGAACUGACAACAAGUUCAACACGGCUGGCCAAUACUGCUUCUCGCUUGACUCGACCACCGUUGACGCCAAUGGAAACCUCAACAUUGCUGCUGGAUUCACAAAGAUACCCAAGUACACAGUCCGUGGAUACUCUUGGAUUGACACCAGCAAUGAUGGAGUGUCAAAUGCUGGAGAGCCAUGGUUGGGUGGAAUGAAGGGCGAGUUGACUGACAUCAAUGGCAAGGUGCUCCAGAACUUCACAACCGACGCCUCAAAAGGAUAUGAUGGUUUCCGUUGCGAGAACCUGCUUCCUGGCAGAUACUGUCUCAAGAUUACCGAUCCACAGGGUAACUACGCCACGGGACCAAUUGGAACUGACAACAAGUUCAACACGGCUGGCCAAUACUGCUUCUCGCUUGACUCGACCACCGUUGACGCCAAUGGAAACCUCAACAUUGCUGCAGGAUUCACCAAGAUACCGAAGUAUACUAUCCGUGGAUACUCUUGGAUCGACACCAGCAAGGAUGGAGUGUCCAAUCCUGGAGAGCCAUGGCUCGACAAGAUUGAUGGCCAGUUAACUGACAGCAAUGGCAAUGUGCUCCAGAACUUCACCACAGAAGCCGCCAAGGGUUAUGAUGGCUUCCGAUUGGACAACUUGAUCCAGGGCAGAUAUUGUAUCAAGUUGACCGACCCCAAAGGUGCCUACGUCCCCUCACCCAUUGGAGCUGACAACAAAUUUGACUCAACUGGACAGUACUGUUUCAUGAUCAACUCAACUACAGUUGACAGCAGCGGAAACUUCAACGUGCCAGCAGGAUUCGUUCCAGUGGAAUAUACCAUUCGUGGAUAUUCAUGGAUAGACACAAGCAAAGAUGGCGUGUCCAACUCUGGCGAGCCAUGGUUGGGAGGCAUGAAGGGUGAGCUGACUGAUAAGGCUGGUAAUGUUCUCAAGACUUUCACUACUGAUGCAUCCAAGUUUUAUGAUGGCUUCAGAUUGGAAAACAUUACCGCCGGAGACUACUGCAUCAAAAUGAACGACCCACAAGGUACCUACGUAACUGGUCCAAUUGGUGCUGACAAUAAGUUUGACAGAACAUCCAAGUACUGUUUCAUUGUCGCCCCUACAACAGUCGACUCGAGCAAGGCCUUCAAUGUGGCAGCAGGAUUCAUCUAUGUUUAA